Topomyia yanbarensis is the source of this 2322-nucleotide messenger RNA. RefSeq names its product eukaryotic translation initiation factor 2-alpha kinase 1-like. The coding region runs from base 117 to 2192 and encodes 691 amino acids. Gene Ontology annotation, molecular function: ATP binding; protein kinase activity. The transcript is spliced from 3 exons. NCBI's taxonomy places the organism in Eukaryota, Metazoa, Arthropoda, Insecta, Diptera, Culicidae. Gene Ontology annotation, biological process: protein phosphorylation. The record is from RefSeq and is a predicted model, not a curated record.
UCGUUUGUUUUCUAUCAACACGCUGUAGAUCAACACUCAUUUUUUAUCCAUUAUAAUUCCAAAUUAUUUUAAAAUCACUGUAACUGCAUAAUGUUAUAACAAAAUCUGCUAAUACCAUGGAUUCUGACGAAGAUGAUGAUGAUUUUGGUCUGGAGUGGGACAAGCUGGAAACCAUAACAAAAUUCGAUGGAGUCCACUCCCAGAAUGAGCGAUCAUCGGUUUCAAGUCCAGCGUCAACCGAGCUGGUCAGCAAUGGGCUACAAAGCCGUGUCGCUGCCAAGGCUAGUACACCCGUUUCGCUGUUGGUGGAAAGUCUUGUGCAACAGUUGUGUGGUCUACUAGAAACCGAUCCGACCCGCGCGAAGGAACUGUACAGCAAAAUUUGCGAACGGCUUCACGCUAUCAAUCUCAUCGAUGAAACAUACGCAAUGGGAGAAUUCGAAAUGAUGCGAAGCCAAUACCAGAAAGCACUGUAUCAGCUGGUCAGCAUUGCGCGAGGAGAAAACUUACCGUUGGCGGUACUGGAAAACAUUUGGCCACUGCAACAACCGGUCGGUUUGGAAUGGUCACGCUACCAUCGGGAAUUCACCGAACUGGAGUUCAUAGCGGGUGGAGGUUUCGGAAAGGUGUACCGAGCGAAAAACAAUCUGGAUGGGAUUGUGUAUGCGGUGAAAAAAAUUACCAUCCAGGCAACCACUAUCAAAAACGUUUUGGUGCAUCUGGCCGAAGUGAAGACACUUGCCAGUUUAAACCAUGUCAAUAUUGUUCCCUAUAAAGCGGCAUGGUUGGAACCGUUGUUAGCCACGGGAAGUGAGGCAAGUGAUGGGGGUUUGGAUAAAGAACCUGGCUGGGAACUGACAUCAUUGGAUGAGGACGAGGAAGAUGACGAAACGUCUGACGAUGUCUCAUUCAGUUUGUCGCGAGGAUUUGAGGUAAAAUCCAGACGGAGGAAGUCUACUUUGGACGAUUCACUCAAGCGUCAGGACGACACUGAUGAUUUUAGCAUUCAAUUUGAACAUAGUCAAGACGCAAUGGAAGAAAACAAUCAACAACUAGCGGAACUGGAAGAAGCUCGCGGAAGCGUUUUUAGCAUAGAGGAAUCACAACCUCACGUGAAGCUUAAGUGGGCAACACUCUACAUACAGAUGACCCUGUGCCACAUCACCCUCCGAGAGUGGCUGGAUGACCGUAAUCGUCUCGCUUGUUUUGACGAAUUUUACGCUCAAUUCCUUCGUAGCCCACGAAGAGCAUUCCCAGCAAGUGCUAUCCCGAAGAACUCGUUCUGUCGCCAAACAUCAUCGUCUGUGAGUUCGAAUAGUUGCGGUGAACAAACUACCGAAGGGACUUCUACCAAUAUAUCUAGUCCUAAACAGGAUGAAAAAGAUCUGAACAACUCGCUUCAGCAUUUGGACGUUGUAGCAGAUGUGCUCAAUCAGUUGCUUAACGGUUUAACCUACAUUCACUCAAGAGGAAUCGUCCACCACGAUAUCAAACCGAGCAACAUUUUCGUCAGCGUUAAUGAUUACGAUAAAUCUAUUUCUAUUCAGUUGGGGGACUUUGGACUUGCAUGUCCGCUGCAAAGUUCUCACACGGGAGCCGGCUUUGGUACGCCCUUGUAUGCCGCUCCGGAACAAUUAGAAGGUAAAUGCGAUCCAAAGUCGGAUAUUUACAGUUUGGGCAUUAUUCUACUUGAACUGCUCAUGGCAUUUAAUACGGAUAUGGAACGGGCGGAAAUGAUAAAGCAGGUGAGAAAGGGUAAAUUCCCGACGGACCUGGAUGCAGAGUAUAGUGCUUUGCUGUCGAAGCUUCUUAGUACUCGACCGGCUAAAAGACCCGACACAUUCGCCCUAACCGAAGCCGUUAACUGUAUGAAAUUGAACCGUGAUAAAGUGAUUUCUGAACUACGAAGAAGCCUCACGCUGCAGGAGGAGGAAAUUCAUACGCUCCGACGACGAAUCGAUUUGCGGGAGGAUUCGCUGGAGGAAAUUAGUCAGUUGGAGCUGCGGACCAGUGAAAGGUUGAUUGUGAAGGAACAGGAACUUAUCUACAAGACGAUGGAGAUUGAAAGUAAAACUCAGUUGCUGCGGCACAAAGAGCUCGAGCUACGUUCGAAAGAUGCGGAGAUAGAUCGGUUGAGGCAGUUGCUGAAGACAUACCAAGAGAAGGGCGGACAAGUAGAGAAGGACGAGUGAGCAUCAUUUCCUGCCUAAGUAAACUUUUUGUUUUUUUGUUUACUAAUUCAACAUUAAGUUAGCAGACUCCUAACAAUGUGUGUGUUUAUAGAAUAGUUUUAGCCAAACACCAAUAAAUAUAGAAAUAACU